AUGGAGGACAUUGUUGCCUUGGGGAGGGCCAUGGGCCUUGAGGUCACAGAGGAGGACAUCUGUGAACUGGUGGUGGGUCAUGACUGGGAGCUGUCCACCCAGGAGCUGGUUGAGCUGCAGGCAGAGGCUAUGGAGGAGCAGGCCUCUUUGGGAGAGGAAGAGCCUGGGGAGGAACAGCUGUCCACCACUAAACUGAAGGAGCUCUUAGGGCUGCACCAGUUCGAGGAGGUGGCCGUGCACAGCGCCGAGGCCGGAGCCCUGCGCCGCGGCGACAACUACGAGGCGGUGACUUGGCUCUCGGACAGCGAGGUGGUGCGGCAGCCCAGCCCCGGCUGGAGCGCCCGGCAGUUCCGAGUGCGGCCCGUCCAGCCCUCCCUCGUUCUGCAGGACGGGGAUGUGAUCAGCCUUGGUGAUACACAGCUCACUGUCAUGCACAUGCCUGGGCAUUCAAGAGGAAGCAUUUGUUUGCACGACAAAGAACGGAAGAUCCUGUUCAGUGGGGAUGUUGUCUAUGAUGGCUCAAUGAUUGACUGGCUUCCCUACAGCAGGAUAAACGACUAUGUUGCAACCUGCCAGCGACUAAUAGAAUUAGUGAAUAGGGGCCUUGUGGAAAAAGUUCUUCCAGGGCAUUUUAACACAUUUGGAGCUGAACGGUUGUAUCAUUUGGCUUCCAACUACAUUUCCAAUGCUGGGCUUUGUCACAAGGUUUCUACAUGUGCAAUGAGAUCAGUCGCAAGCCUAGCGCUUCGUGCGACAAAUUCUAGAACAGCAUCAUAGUGUUUAAAACCUAUUGGCAUGCAUGCAUUUCUUUAAAGGAGAAUCAGACGAAUAAACCACAAAGAUUCUUAUUUUUAUCAACUUCAUUUCUAUUUUAAAAAUUACCAAUAUAAGCUAGUAGCUGUGCCAAAGCUACUCAUUUUUCCUUCAGGCUUUCAAGACAAGUUUGCACAUAUGUUGAAGUUAGUUGACAGCUAUUCUAAACAUGUUGUUUUGCAUAUUAAAGCCUUCUUAUUCAUAAAUUUGAAAAGAUUUGCAUUUGUGUAAAAUCUUUUGCGGAGAUCUUGAGUUAGGAAUUUCUGCUACAUAGUUUAAGUGGCUGUAGUUCAUUAUGAGCAGUAUUUUGGGGAUGGGGUGGGAGAAAAAACAUUCCACUGUCUAACUUGAUGCACUGUUAAAAAUAUCCAAUCCUUUAUUUUCUUUGCUCGUAUAGGUGAACGUAGGUAAAGGUACCCCUUGACAUUUAGUCCAG
Messenger RNA from Pogona vitticeps (central bearded dragon), 1249 nucleotides. It is a transcript of the gene MBLAC2, whose product is annotated as metallo-beta-lactamase domain containing 2. The record is from RefSeq and is a predicted model, not a curated record. Lineage: Eukaryota; Metazoa; Chordata; Lepidosauria; Squamata; Agamidae.